Molecule: messenger RNA, 1836 nt
Organism: Naumovozyma castellii
Lineage: Eukaryota; Fungi; Ascomycota; Saccharomycetes; Saccharomycetales; Saccharomycetaceae
Gene: DBP9
Product: ATP-dependent DNA/RNA helicase
Exons: 1
Coding region: 1-1836 (611 amino acids)
Source: RefSeq, a predicted model, not a curated record
AUGAGCAACAAUCCAAAGGGUAGUUCCGCCUCUGAAGUUUACAUUGAUGAUUCUGCCACGUUUGAGUCGUUCCAGUUGGAUUCAAGACUGUUACAAGCCGUCAAAGGGUUUGGAUUCCAACAUCCAACAUUAAUUCAAUCUAAUGCAAUUCCAUUAGCUCUUCAACAAAAGAGAGAUAUCAUUGCUAAGGCUGCAACUGGUUCCGGGAAAACUUUGGCCUAUUUGAUCCCUGUUAUUCAAACUAUUCUUGAUUAUAAGAAGACCAAGGCAACCUCAAUGGAUCUAGAAGAAAAUGAUACCUUAGGUAUUAUUUUAGUUCCAACAAGAGAAUUGGCACAACAAGUAUCCAAUGUUUUAGAGAAGAUGAUUCUUUAUUGUUCUAAUGAAAUUAGACAAUUAAAUGUGUCAGCAGAUAUGUCUAAUUCUGUCUUGACGUCUCUAUUGGCUUCAAAACCGGAAAUUUUGGUCGCUACCCCAGGAAAACUAAUUAACAUAUUGGAAACAAAUAUAUCAUCUAUUUCAUUGGAUGAAUUGAAGUUUUUAGUCAUUGAUGAAGUUGAUUUGGUUUUGACUUUUGGUUACCAAGAUGAUUUAAAUAAAAUAUCAGAAUAUUUGCCACUAAAGAAAAAUUUACAAACCUUCCUUAUGAGUGCGACAUUAAAUGAUGAUAUUCAAGAAUUAAAAAAGAAAUUCUGUCGUUCGCCAGCCAUUUUGAAAUUCAAUGAUGAUGAGAUCAAUAAAGAUCAAACGAAAUUAAUUCAAUACUACGUCAAAGUUAGUGAAUUCGAUAAAUUUCUGUUAUGUUAUGUUAUUUUCAAAUUAGGAUUGAUUAAGGGUAAGACAUUAAUUUUCGUUAACAACAUUGAUAGAGGUUAUCGACUUAAACUAGUCCUUGAACAAUUUGGUAUUAAAUCGUGCAUAUUGAAUAGUGAAUUACCUGCAAACUCAAGACAGCAUAUUGUGGAUCAAUUCAACAAGAAUAUAUAUAGUUUGCUGAUUGCUACGGAUGAUACUGAAUAUAUUAAGGAAGAAGAUGAACUUGAGAAUGAAAGCAAAGUGGAGGACGUAUCAGGGGAAGAGAAAACGGAACAAAAUGAAACCUUAUCUACAGGAAAUGCUGACGAUAAAGUAGACAUUAAUAAUGAUGAUAAAAAGAAAAAGCAAACAUUUAGAAAGGAUAAAGAAUACGGUGUGUCUCGUGGUGUUGAUUUCAAGAAUGUAGCUUGUGUCCUCAAUUUUGACUUACCUACGACUUCAAAAUCUUAUAUUCAUAGAAUUGGUAGAACAGCUCGUGCAGGCCAAUCCGGUACAGCCAUUUCGUUCGUUGUUCCAUUGAAGGAAUUCGGUAAACAUAAACCAUCGAUGUGUUCUACAGCUAAGAGAGAUGAAAAGAUUCUUUCCAGGAUCAUUAAACAACAAAGUAAAUUAGGUCUGGAAAUGCAGCCUUACUCCUUUGAUACUAAACAAGUUGAAGGUUUCCGUUAUAGAUUGGAAGAUGGGUUCCGUGCUGUUACUCAAGUUGCAGUUAGAGAAGCAAGAGUUAAAGAACUAAAACAGGAAUUACUGGCGAGUGAGAAAUUGAAGAGGCACUUUGAGGAAAACCCAAAAGAGUUACAAAGUUUAAGACACGACAAGGAAUUACAUCCUGCCAGAGUACAACAACAUUUGAAGAGGGUACCAGAAUACUUAUUACCAGAAUCUGCUAGAAGUAGUGAUGGAAAAAAAAUAAAGUUUGUUCCAUUCCACAAUGUCAAGAAAGGUCGCAAGGGUAACAAAAAGGGUAAGGUAACAAAGCGUAGGAAUGGUAAAUCUGAUCCAUUAAAGAAUUUCAAAUAA